AUGGAUACCACUACUACUACCAACGAACCACCUUCUUUCCACCCUGAGGACCGAAGACUAUCAAUACACAAGCUGACGCAUUCAUCGUCUUUGCCUUCAUUCGAAAGUCUUUCUCCCACCAUGCAUAACGCUCGUCCUGCACCUGCUCACCAUCCCAUUCCAAACGUUUUACGACCUACUCCUUUGGACCAUCGACCUGAUCUCACUGGAAGGAACACUCGAUGGCGACGUGAUUCACUACCUUCUAUUGCCAACCUUGACUUUCCACCAUCAACACCACCACCCACUUCAGCUACAACAGCAGCGUCGUCGUCGACUUCUUCAGCUUCGGUAGCAACCGAACCACAGCCGUUCCCAAGCAACCUUCGCCGCCACUCGACACCCGAUAAUCAUCAUCAUCAUCAUCAUGAACAUCUUUUCCGGUCUCAACAUAUCGAGAGUCCUUAUUCACGUACACCAGAAUUACGUGAGAGUCAUAAAUUGGCAGAGCGUAGGCGACGCAAGGAGAUGAAGGAAUUGUUUGAUGAUCUACUCAAUGUAUUACCUAUCGACAAAGGCAUCAAGACAAGCAAAUGGGAGAUACUAAGUAAAGCCGUCGACUAUAUCAACGAUCUGCAAAGGAGAGAAGAAAUGUUUAUGCGUGAAAAGGAAUUGCUGCUUCGGGAUAAGGCAAGCUUGCAAUCAUCAUCCGCAUCCUCAUCAAUACCCAGGCCAGAUGGCUGUUGA
Molecule: messenger RNA, 726 nt
Organism: Lichtheimia ornata
Lineage: Eukaryota; Fungi; Mucoromycota; Mucoromycetes; Mucorales; Lichtheimiaceae
Exons: 2
Coding region: 1-726 (241 amino acids)
Biological process (GO): positive regulation of transcription by RNA polymerase II
Cellular component (GO): RNA polymerase II transcription regulator complex
Molecular function (GO): DNA-binding transcription factor activity; protein dimerization activity
Source: RefSeq, a predicted model, not a curated record